AUGGCGCCGUUGGGCGGUACGAUCCGCCUUCUGCUGUCGCUGCUGCUACUGGGCGUUGGUGGCCUACUGCCAACGGUGGACAGCAAAUAUGUCGAGGGCCACCUGCGGACAACCGAUAACUGGGCCUUCCUGGCGAGGUUUUGCUUCCUCUCGGGGAAGGGUAAGUACGAGUACCUGAUCGAGUACGAGAAGAAGCUCGGCGAACUGAAGCUGCUCCUGUACUACGACGACCAGACUCAGUGGCCCGCGGUCUACAAGACGGAUAAGACAUGCACUGAGAAGCUGGCCGUGCUGCACCCGGAAGACAACCAGAUCGUCCCACUGUCCCCCCGAACCCCGUUCAACGUGUUCUCAGGCUGUCUGCUCCGUACGCCAACGGCCAAAGAAACGCCGGACGAUCCGUUGCCGCGGGACACCCAGGGACUGGGCGGUGUUUCAAGGCGCUCCACACCUGCGCCACCCCCCCCUGCACCGGCCCCGGCCGGGGGUGAUAUCCGACCCGAAGACGAUUGCGCAUCCGACGAUGCGCAAUACUUCGAUCAGUUUCUCAAGACCAGCACCACACCGGAGUCGGAGUCGGAGUUCUUCGCCGACACGAACGACACACAGCCCAGCUCGACGGAAUCGGCCUUCGAAACGUUCGCCACGGUCAUGGGAUACGCCGGUGACAAUGGGGAUGCCAAUCUGCUCGAAAACAGCACCGACUUCCGGUUGCUGGUGGAGCAACUGUUUCCGGCCCCGGACGCCGAACGGCGUCGGCAGGUGCGCGAGUCAUCCCGCUACGAAACCCGGCUCAUCGUGAGCUGCAGCAACUUCGGAAGCUUCACCAGCUCCCGGGAACGCUGGUGGUACAUUGCGAUCGCCAACUGUGACGCCGGAGGGCGCGGGCUGGACGUGAAGUACCGCUUCCGGAUGACGAACGGACCGCCUGGUGACUUUUGGCACGAGCACUUUUCGGCGGACGAGAUGUUCAUCCCGCCGAUCCUGCUGGCGGAAGCGAUCGCCUACAGCAUGCUGCUGCUGGCCGUGUUCAUCUGCGCCGUGGAGCUGAAGGCCCGCCACCUUUACCACUGCACCUACCGCCUGUUCACGCUCAGUGUCCUGCUGCAGUGGUUCGGGCUGUUGCUGCUGAGCGUCACCUGGACCAAGUACGCCGUCUCCGGCAUCGGUCCGUUUCCGAACUUUGGCGGCAUCUUUACCAGUGCGAGCGAGAUCACCUUUCUGCUGCUACUGCUCCUGAUGGCUAAGGGCUACACGAUCACGAGGGCCCGCCUGAAGACGUGCGCCACGGUGAAGAUCACGAUCUUUAUCAACCUUUAUGUGGUGGUGUACGUGACGCUCUACAUCUACCAAGCGGAAGCGUUCGAUCCGGGCGAGGUGCUGAACCUGUACGAGUCGCCGGCCGGCUUUGGGUUGGCCGGCCUCCGGUGUGUCGCGUGGGGCUUCUUCCUGUACUCGUCGGCCGCUACCAUCCGCAAGUUCGCCGAGAAGGUCCCAUUUUACUAUCCCUUCACGAUGCUCGGCUCACUGUGGAUCCUGAGCGGCCCCGUCCUGACGCUGCUCGGCGUGAACGUGCUCGAUCCGUGGGUCCGUGAAUCGGCCAUGCACGGGGCACUCGGGACGGUCGCGUUUGCCGGUCACCUGGCGUUCCUGUGGUUGACGUGGCCAUCGCGGGCCAACAAAAGCUUCCCGUACCACGUGCGCACCAACCACGUGGGGGUUUCGCUCGGCGAGGACGAUGAGGCGACGUACCCGAAGCAUACCUACGAACCGACCGGGGCCAUCGGAACCCUCCCACCUUCCGCGUUCCAACCACCGCUCGAGGUGAUCUACGAUCAGUACCUGCGGGGCGAUCGGGACCUGUACCAGAGCGGCUCGACACCGCUCAGCUACGUGUCCUUUCCGCCGGCAGCUCCGAAACCCGUCGUGGCGGCAGCCGUGAACGGAACGGAGACGAUCAACAGUCCAACAACGGCGGGGGCACUCGCGGCACGCCAUCAUCAGCAGCUGAAUGGCGGCGGCGGCGAUGCCACGGCCCACAACGGAAGCCCACCCGGGCCCCGGAUUGAGCCAGCGGCUCUCGAUUCGAGUAGCGUCGUCCCGGAAGUCGGUCCGACGGGUGCGGUGACGGCCGCAGAGGUCACUGGGAAUGGAAGUGUGGAAGAAAGGCGACCGCACAAUCCGUUCCUGGCCGGUGGUGCUGCUGCGGAUAGUGAGGUGAGGCGUCCGCAUCGUAUCAUUCUGCCGAGCCUGGAACACCAGCAGACGCCGGUCGGGAGCGCUGGAAGCGGUGCCGGGGCCGAGAAGCCGCCGGGGCCAACGGUCCCGAGGCACCUGUUUGCGGCCAAGGGACCCAACUAG
Anopheles cruzii is the source of this 2361-nucleotide messenger RNA. Its product is annotated as transmembrane protein 145-like. The record is from RefSeq and is a predicted model, not a curated record. The transcript has 6 exons. The coding region runs from base 1 to 2361 and encodes 786 amino acids. Gene Ontology annotation, biological process: G protein-coupled receptor signaling pathway; response to pheromone. NCBI's taxonomy places the organism in Eukaryota, Metazoa, Arthropoda, Insecta, Diptera, Culicidae.